CACCCCUCCCCCUCCAGCUCUACAGCCGGGGACACCGCCAGCGCCAAACCGCGAUUGCUUCGAAACGCUCCCCCACAGGGAUCUCCGUCCCCUCCCAGCCGGGCAUGGCACUGCCUCCACCCGCCACCACUGAACCCUGCAAGGCCGAGAAGACUUUCUGACCGUGCCUGGCAACUCCGCGCUGCCGGGAAACCCGGGGGCUGCCUGCAGCGCUCUCAGACUCCCCGCUCGCUGCCGCACACAGGCGCGCUCCCUCGCCCUCUCCACCCCCCGGCUCCGCACGCCGUCUCACACACACACACACGCGCGCACGCUUUCUCUCACUCUCCCUUUACCCGGAGGUGCGCUGGUAGCCAUUUAAUGAGGGGGAAAAGUUAAGAGAUUAAACCAAUAUGAACCAUCGUUGCUCGUAGCAGUGCCCUAUCCAGAGCAGAGCAGAAUCCAGCGAGCACCCCUGCAGGAAUGGAGUCGGUAAAACAAAGGAUUUUGACCCCUGGCAAGGAGGGAUUGAAGAAUUUUGCCGGAAAAUCGCUUGGUCAACUCUACAGAGUCCUAGAGAAGAGGCAGAAGCCCGGGGACACCAUCGAGCUGACGGAAGAUGGAAAGCCCAUGGAAAUGCCCGAGAAGAAAGCCCCGCUGUGCGACUGUACCUGCUUCGGGCUGCCCCGGAGGUACAUCAUUGCCAUCAUGAGUGGACUGGGAUUCUGCAUUUCCUUCGGGAUCCGAUGUAACUUGGGAGUGGCCAUCGUGGACAUGGUCAAUAACAGCACCAUACACCGAGGAGGAAAAAUUAUUAAAGAGAAAGCGAAGUUUAAUUGGGAUCCUGAAACAGUUGGCAUGAUCCACGGCUCUUUUUUCUGGGGAUACAUAAUCACCCAAAUCCCCGGCGGGUAUAUCUCGUCCCGGCUGGCAGCUAACAGAGUAUUUGGUGCUGCUAUACUGCUGACAUCCUCCCUCAACAUGUUAAUACCAUCUGCAGCCAGGGUGCACUAUGGGUGUGUCAUCUUUGUUAGGAUCUUGCAGGGCCUUGUAGAGGGGGUCACCUACCCUGCCUGCCAUGGUAUUUGGAGCAAGUGGGCCCCCCCAUUAGAAAGAAGUAGGUUAGCAACCACUUCCUUUUGUGGUUCCUAUGCAGGAGCUGUUAUUGCAAUGCCUUUAGCUGGAAUUCUAGUGCAAUAUACAGGGUGGUCUUCUGUGUUCUAUGUGUAUGGGAGCUUUGGUAUAGUCUGGUACAUGUUUUGGCUUUUGGUUUCAUAUGAGAGUCCUGCAAAACAUCCUACGAUCACAGAUGAAGAAAGGAGAUACAUAGAAGAAAGCAUUGGAGAGAGUGCCAACCUCCUAGGUGCAAUGGAAAAAUACAAAACUCCAUGGAGAAAAUUUUUUACAUCUAUGCCAGUCUAUGCAAUAAUUGUUGCAAACUUCUGUAGAAGCUGGACUUUUUACUUGCUGCUUAUUAGUCAGCCUGCUUACUUUGAGGAAGUGUUUGGAUUUGAAAUAAGCAAGGUGGGUAUCUUAUCUGCUGUGCCGCAUUUAGUGAUGACAAUUAUUGUUCCUAUUGGGGGACAAAUUGCAGACUUUUUAAGAAGCAGGCAGAUUCUUUCAACCACUACUGUGAGAAAGAUAAUGAACUGUGGAGGUUUUGGUAUGGAAGCAACUCUUCUUCUCGUGGUGGGAUAUUCUCACAGUAAAGGAGUGGCUAUCUCAUUCUUAGUGCUUGCUGUAGGCUUUAGUGGAUUCGCCAUAUCUGGAUUCAAUGUCAACCAUUUAGACAUUGCCCCGAGGUAUGCCAGCAUCUUAAUGGGGAUUUCUAAUGGAGUCGGGACCUUGUCUGGAAUGGUUUGCCCUAUAAUUGUCGGAGCAAUGACAAAGAACAAGACACGUGAAGAGUGGCAGUAUGUCUUCCUCAUUGCUGCUUUAGUUCAUUAUGGAGGUGUUAUAUUCUAUGGCAUAUUUGCUUCAGGAGAGAAACAACCCUGGGCAGACCCUGAACAGACAAGUGAAGAGAAAUGUGGCUUUAUUCAUGAAGAUGAACUUGCUGAAGAGACAGGGGACAUUACUCAGAAUUAUGUAAAUUAUGGUACCACCAAGUCUUAUGGUGCUACAACCCAGGUCAACGGUGGCUGGCCUAAUGGUUGGGAGAAAAAAGAGGAAUUUGUACAAGAGGAAGUACAAGACUCAUACAACUACAAGGAAGGAGAUUAUUCAUAACAAACCUAAAUAUUGGGUAUAUUUU
Aptenodytes forsteri (emperor penguin) is the source of this 2233-nucleotide messenger RNA. It is a transcript of the gene SLC17A6, whose product is annotated as solute carrier family 17 member 6. The transcript has 12 exons. Lineage: Eukaryota; Metazoa; Chordata; Aves; Sphenisciformes; Spheniscidae. Gene Ontology annotation, molecular function: L-glutamate transmembrane transporter activity; neurotransmitter transmembrane transporter activity. Gene Ontology annotation, biological process: monoatomic anion transport; transmembrane transport; neurotransmitter loading into synaptic vesicle. The record is from RefSeq and is a predicted model, not a curated record. Gene Ontology annotation, cellular component: excitatory synapse; synaptic vesicle membrane. The coding region runs from base 463 to 2208 and encodes 581 amino acids.